UGAAAGCACAGGAGCAGAAGCUUCAUCGACCGGCAAUGGCGAAUCUAGUGGAGAAGGCGAAGAGCUUCGUGGCCGACAUCAAGAAGCCGGAGGCCACCGUCAUGGACGUCGAUCUCAAGGACGUCGGCAGCGACGCCGUCACAUACAACGCCGAGGUCUCCAUCGCCAACCCUUACAGCCACCCUAUCCCCAUCUGCCAGAUCUCCUACUCUCUCAGAAGCUCCGGCAGGGAAAUCGCGUCGGGGACGGUGCCAGAUCCGGGGUCGCUGACGGGGAACGAGACGACGAAGGUGAACGUGCCGGUGAAGGUGCCGCACAGCGUACUGGUGAGCCUGGUGAAAGAUAUCGGAGCGGAUUGGGACAUCGAUUACGAACUGCGAUUGGGCCUCACCGUCGAUCUUCCUGUAGUCGGAGACUUCACUAUUCCGCUCUCCACCGCCGGCGAGAUCAAGCUGCCCUCUCUUUCCGGCCUCUGGAAUAAGCAGUGAUUUUGAUCGAUUCUCCCCUUCCAUAGAGACCGUUUGGCUUACCCCUUUUUAAGAUGCCUUCAAACCCUUUUACUUAAAAAUUGUGUAAAAUUUUAAAUUUCA
Diospyros lotus (date-plum) is the source of this 590-nucleotide messenger RNA. Its product is annotated as late embryogenesis abundant protein Lea14-A-like. Gene Ontology annotation, cellular component: cytosol. The transcript is spliced from 2 exons. Lineage: Eukaryota; Viridiplantae; Streptophyta; Magnoliopsida; Ericales; Ebenaceae. Gene Ontology annotation, biological process: response to desiccation. Bases 36 to 488 code for a protein of 150 amino acids. The record is from RefSeq and is a predicted model, not a curated record.